GUGUUGUGUCUCCAGUCCAGCAGGAGUCGCUCUGCAGCUCUUCAGUCCGCCGAUAAACCCACUAAAGAAAGAAAGAAAGUCAAACAUCAAGCGCUGCGUGUUCACAUCACUCUGAUUUUCUCUCUUGAGUGGUUUAAACAGAGUGUUGUGUGUGUGUGUGUUUGUGUUGAGAUGUUGAGGAUGACGUCACAGAUGUGCUGUAAAUCAGUGGGAACUGAUCUGUCCAUGCUGGAUAUUGAUGAUUUCAUCACAGAAAUCUGUCAGCUGAAGAAAGAGGUGGCGUUACUGGAGGAAAAGCUGAGGACAAGAGGAGAUGAACUCAACACUGAGAAGUCCAGACACACACAGGACUCGGAGCUCAGCCUCACUUUACUCUGUUAUACUGACACAAACCCCACAGACGCUCAGGACACUGUGUGUGACAGUAAUCACACCUUGAAUCAGGAUGAAUCUACUGAUCAAACCUCCACAGAGUCUCUGGAUUCUGUCUGUAACGCUGGAGAACAGCAGAUCCUGAACACCAGACCACUCAACAUGUGUUCUGUCACACUGGUGGACUGCAGGAAACUGAUGGAGAUGGAAACACAGACCACAGUGAAGGAAGAACAGACUGAUGAAGAUGAGAAUCAUGAUGAUUUUGUUCCUUCAGGUAAACUGUUGAACGGCAAUAACAUGGAGAUAAAAACAGAACCCAAAUCAGAGGAAGAUCAAACUGAUGAAGAUGAUGACUUUAUACCCUCAGUUUCAGAUGAGAGCGGUGAUUCAUGUUGUGAUGGAGAAACGGCCUCUACAUCAAAACAGCGACUGACAGCACAAACUCUUUCCUGCAUCACCUGUGGAAAGACAUUCAGUUCACAGAGACAUUUAGAGACACAUGAGAGAAAACACACAGAACAGAAACUCUUCACCUGCACCAGAUGUGACAUCAGCUUUCCUACCUUACAAGAGAAGAGACGUCACUCACAAAAGCACAGAGACCAGAAACACUGUGAAAAGUGUGGGAAGAUUUUUGUCUCCUCUUCUAGUCUGAAAGUUCACAUGAAGACACACAUGGGAGAAAAACCUUUCCAGUGCAGUCAAUGUGACAAAUUUUUCAGCAUCAAACAAAGUCUUGUUGCUCAUCAGAGAAUUCACACGGGAGAAAAACCGUACGCGUGUCCUCACUGUGAGUGGAGAUUCAACUACAAAUCCCAUCUGAAGAGACACAUGUGUGUACACACCGAUGAGAGACCGUAUCAGUGCAGUGAAUGUGGAAAACAUUUUAAGCAGUUAAAUUAUCUACAGGACCACAUAAGAACUCACUCUGAGGAGAAACUCAAUCAGUGUUCACACUGUGAUAAACGAUUCCAUCAUAAAACCAGUCUGAUACGUCAUGAGAGAAUUCACACUGGAGAAAAGCCUUAUCACUGCAGUGUUUGUGGAAAGAGUUUCACUCAACAAGCUAACUUACUAAUGCAUCAGAGAACUCAUACAGGAGAAAAACAAUAUAAAUGUUCUCAGUGUGACAAGACGUUUGCUCGAUCAGAUGCCCUCAGGACCCACGAGAGAGUUCACACACUGGAGAGAAACCUUAUCACUGCUCCAUCUGCGGCGAGAGAUUCACUUAUUUAAAACAUUUUCAGGCUCAUCAGACGAAAGAUGCUGAAGAACAAACUGCACUGGAAUCAUCAGUGAGCUGUAUUGUUGCAUCCCUAGUCAGAAUAGAACUUUACUGAAAUAUAAAAAAUGCAUUGUUAGAUUUAUAACUGUUUAUCUACAGAGUACAAACAACAAAUUAUAAAUGAUACAUCAUCUGUACCUGUUAAGCUGGUCUCGCUUCAGUCAUGUGUCAGUUGUGUAGCCUCUGGGGGUUUCCGGAGGAGUGCCCCUGUAAUAAUUUAACGAUGCAGAAAAUAUUUGCAAGUUAUAUUGCAAAAAUUUUACUUUUAGGAAUAGGAUUAUUGUGUUAGUAUAAAUCCAAGCAUUUUUUCUAAGAACUGAAUUCACCUUAAACUUAUUUCAAACACUUGCAGAGAAAUAAUUAAAGC
Messenger RNA from Triplophysa rosa, 2027 nucleotides. Its product is annotated as zinc finger protein 664-like. Gene Ontology annotation, biological process: regulation of transcription by RNA polymerase II. The transcript has 3 exons. Bases 172 to 1611 code for a protein of 479 amino acids. Gene Ontology annotation, molecular function: DNA-binding transcription factor activity; RNA polymerase II cis-regulatory region sequence-specific DNA binding. The record is from RefSeq and is a predicted model, not a curated record. NCBI's taxonomy places the organism in Eukaryota, Metazoa, Chordata, Actinopteri, Cypriniformes, Nemacheilidae. Gene Ontology annotation, cellular component: nucleus.